AUGAAGGGUCAUCGCUCCGCUACUAUUCUCUCACCCAGUCCGCCGCGAGAAUUGAACACUGAGCGAGCACCACGCCGAGCAUCUUCGCAUCAAAGAAGGAGAGUUUUGAAUCUAAUUCUAACGUCGAUUGGAAAAAUGUCAGGGGAAGAUGUUGUUGCAGAGACUCCUGCUUCAGCUCUGGCUCCGGCUCCGGCUCCGGCUCUUGGUGAGCCCAUGGACACCAUGACGGCUUUGCAGCUUGUGCUGAGGAAAUCACUGGCUCAUGGAGGGCUCGCACGAGGGCUCCAUGAAGGUGCCAAGGUGAUUGAAAAGCAUGCAGCACAGCUUUGUGUAUUAGCAGAGGACUGCAACCAGCCAGAUUAUGUUAAAUUGGUGAAAGCACUUUGUGCAGAUCAUAACGUCAACUUGAUAACGGUGCCCAGUGCUAAAACUCUUGGCGAAUGGGCUGGUUUGUGUAAGAUUGAUUCUGAAGGGAAAGCAAGGAAGGUUGUUGGGUGCUCCUGCGUUGUUGUGAAGGAUUAUGGAGAAGAAACCGAGGGUCUUCAUAUUGUCCAAGAGUAUGUGAAAUCCCAUUGAACUAAGCUUGGAGUGCAUUUCAGAUUCUCAGAAGAGUAAUUUGGAUGGUUUUUUUUUAACAUACUCUUGUCCUUUUGUUCUGGCUGUGAAGAGAGUUUAUCUUCCCAAACCUUAGCAUAGUUUUGGGAUUUUAUACUUUACGACGUCUUUAGUUGUAGUCAUUGAACAUCUGAACAAAGUAUUGUUGUAACAUUUUUGGUUACUAUUAUUGGAUCAUCGGACCAAUAUGAUAGAAAUUUAUAUCGCUGAACCAUUCAGAAAAUGAACCAGAAAAAAAGAGUAUGUUCAUUCUGUUGGUCAAGCAUGAGCAUAUAAAUCUGCCUAGUUUUUGUAAUCCUGGUUCCAAAAAUUCAUAUCGUUUUUUUUCG
Molecule: messenger RNA, 944 nt
Organism: Ilex paraguariensis (yerba mate)
Lineage: Eukaryota; Viridiplantae; Streptophyta; Magnoliopsida; Aquifoliales; Aquifoliaceae
Source: the annotation of a GenBank genome assembly